UUUGGGUAACCUGUUCAAGGUAUGAGCUACUAGUCAGAUGUUCCAUCCACACGAAGUGGGCCGCAGCCAUUGGAAUUGUAACCUAUAACCAGUUACUUUCCACACCUGCACAGAGGUUAAAAUCAAGGACGAACACCGACAUGCUAAGCUCCAGCACACAGGACCUUCUCCUCGCCACAGUUGGACUGUCCGUGAUUUGUAAUACACUCGUGGUGCAGCUGGUCGGCCCCUGGCUGCUGCAGCUGUUUUUCCGUGAAAGGUUUUCCCGCUUGUCUCUCUCCAAACAGCAGUGGCUGAGAAAGCUGACCAUGAGCAUAAUGUCGUCAGCCAUUGUGGGUUCCACGGCAGUGUUGACGCAUCUGUCAGAACAACUGGAUCCCAGACAUCUUAGGCAUGACGUUCCAGCUGUAAGCUUCAACUGUGCCUUCAUGCUGGGCCACACACUAACAGAUACGCUGGCUCACACAUUCAUCAGAACCCCCACAAUGACAAACUAUUUGCAACUGAUAGUACAUCACAUCAUCACCUUGGGAGCAAGCUUCGCCGGCACUUUCUCCAGUUCACUGCCGUACUACGUCAACAUUGGGCUGAUGAUGGAAGUGUCCACUGUGUUCUACUGCUCAGGAAUCAUGAUGAAGGAGCUGAGUUAUCCAAGGUUGUACCUAUUAGUCAUCUUUGCCUUCUUGAUGACGUUCUUUUGCACGAGGAUCAUCUUUGGAUUCUGCAUCUUCUGGUACCACCUGAUGCCUCUGAUGCUGACCACACAGUUCUACCAGCUGGGUGUGCCCGUACUGCUCGCAUGUCUCGGCUGUUUCCCUGUCCUCCAGCUGCUGAACCUGGUCUGGUUUCCCCUGGCGUGCCGGCGGCUCAUACGGGAAUGGAGAGUUAUCAACAUGCCGGAAUCAAGCUUAGUGGAGAACAAUGUCAAACAUAGCAAAAAUGCCUGAAUUAACCACUGCUGAGUAUACUGAGUAUAUGUUAUAGUAUUGUAAUCGAGAUUAAAGAAAGGAUUCAUUCAGCCAUUAAUUCAUUCAUUCAAGAAAUAUUUACAUUCACAAAUGAAUAGAUUUAAGAUUUAAACAGCGAAAGUAAAGUAAAAGUAAAUAUCCCACCUCUAUAGAUACUAGGAGGGAAACACGUACUAUAUAAGUCGAGAAAAUGUUAGGAACAGUUUGUUUUGAAGACCUCACAGAUUAAAGAUGUCGAAUGUUGUUAGAUUAGUUUGUUUAGACCGUGAAA
Branchiostoma belcheri (Belcher's lancelet) is the source of this 1239-nucleotide messenger RNA. Its product is annotated as transmembrane protein 56-B-like. Gene Ontology annotation, biological process: lipid homeostasis. NCBI's taxonomy places the organism in Eukaryota, Metazoa, Chordata, Leptocardii, Amphioxiformes, Branchiostomatidae. Gene Ontology annotation, cellular component: membrane; endoplasmic reticulum. The record is from RefSeq and is a predicted model, not a curated record. Bases 141 to 947 code for a protein of 268 amino acids. The transcript is spliced from 9 exons.